This is a messenger RNA of Cottoperca gobio, 2713 nucleotides long. RefSeq names its product TERF1 (TRF1)-interacting nuclear factor 2 (gene tinf2). Gene Ontology annotation, molecular function: telomeric repeat DNA binding. Bases 307 to 2082 code for a protein of 591 amino acids. NCBI's taxonomy places the organism in Eukaryota, Metazoa, Chordata, Actinopteri, Perciformes, Bovichtidae. The transcript is spliced from 10 exons. Gene Ontology annotation, cellular component: shelterin complex. The record is from RefSeq and is a predicted model, not a curated record. Gene Ontology annotation, biological process: telomere capping; regulation of telomere maintenance via telomere lengthening.
GAUAUUGUUGCAGUGAAGGCGGGAGGAUGAGAAGCAGAACUUUACAGAAGUGUUGCUAGCAUUUCGAGCGGGUAAACAAAAACAACAGGGAUACCAAGGCGUAACGUUGACGAUAGAUUCCUCCAGGAGUUAGUAAAUAUAAUCUCAGUAGCAUUUCCGAAACAACUUUUCCUGGGUAAACUGUUAGCUUCGCGUUAGCUUUGAAGCCCACUCCGGGAGUAAUGUGUCAAAGUUGCUAAGCUAAUGUACAUUUUGUAACGUCAACAUCCCUAGCUUAAGUUAGCUAAGUUGUACUGGUUCAGUGGUAUGGCUACAAGAAAACCUAAGGAAGAUGAUGCCAGCCUUCCUUUUGCUGCACUUCAGCUCCUGGCCCCGCCUGUCCGCCUGGUGUCUGCAGCCCUGUGGAAAGUGAUGAAGCAGAAGGAUGUGAUGCAGUAUGGGGUUGUGGAGGAAUUCGUAACCUCAGCCUGUGAGACUGUCCCCGGGCUGCUCACUGUGAGACACCAGGCAAAGCUGGCACUGGGGCUGAGAGGGCGGUUAAUCCUGGAGCUGUGCUCUACGCAGCCGGAGAAGAAGGUGAUAAUGCCGCACCUGGAAAGGAUCCGUGCUCCUGCUGCUCUGUCACCCUCCUCUGCUUCUACGCGGAAGAGGGAUUCAAAAAUCUUGAGUACAGUGGAAGGUUUCCAUUCAUUGGUUCACACACUGCUAACAGACUCAACAAGGAGAGGCCAGUUCUUCAAGGAGGAGUUUCCUGUGGAUUAUGGUCCAAAGUAUGACCAGGAACUGGAGAAGCUCCUGUGGGAGUUUUUGAUCCGACUGGACCAGUUGCUCCCAGUUCCCAGCCUAGCUCAGACUGUGUCGUGGCUCAGUGAUACCCCCUCUGUCCUGGAGCAGUGUGCACGGGCAGCCACCCAACCCCAGCUCCUGAAGACACUGCUUCAACAUCAAACCUGCCUGGGUCAUCUGGAGACUGCAGCAUCCCUCCCUCCAAACAUGGGAGACUCAAUCCUGGCUUCACUUUCUCUGCCACCCUCUGGAAAAGUGCCUUCAAAUCAACCCACAGGAGCCAAAAGGUCUGCUACGGACCAGUCUGAUGGCACACAGACGAGAGACAAAACGCCAUUUAUUACGCCUGUUAUCGGACUAAUCUCUAAUGAAGACAUACCAGUUAUGCUCAGGAAACAUAGUCGUGUCGAGCCAGAGGCAACAGACGAGCACUUGCACCCAAAAGAAACCGUGAAAUUCACUGUGGUUAAACAAAGACCAACACCCAAAGACCAUGGAGUGAAAAAGGAUGAAGAACGAGAGGAGGAGGAGGAGGAGGAGUCGAAGAGAAGCUGUGGAAUGAAACGCAAGCAACCUGACGAAAGAGAAAGUGAAUCCGAUGAGGAGGAAGAAAUGUUACACAUGACCAUAUCUGGGAAUAAGAGGAUAAGCAGGAAUUUGAGAAAUGGAGCGAGCGUGCUCGGGGCGGAGAGAGAUGACCAGAGGGCAAAUGAGAGCGGAGAAGACGGAGCUGUAAGAAAGGAGGAGCGUAACGGAGCGGCGCUCGAGACCUGUAUGAUCCAGCUGGGUGUCAAAACACUGUGCCUGCCCAAAGAUCCAUCCCUCUGCUCAAUUUUUAUCUCUUGUCUGAGGAGCCAACCCAGAGUUAUUAUCGAAAAACUGUCGGUGACUCCUACUUGUGGUAACGGCACUGAUGGAGGAGGAACAUCUUUGUAUACGAAGCUGCAGAAUCAGAGGAGAGCGUCGCCAGUAAAAGCUCCAACACGUAGAAACAACCAACCUCAAAAGCUGGAUUCUCCUGGCCUGGACGAUAAAGAGAAUCAUCCUGUGUUGCCGAGUAUAAGCAGCUCUCUCUCUCAGCAACGGAGUAACACAGGGACGUCGGCCCGUCCAGGAGACGCCGAAGACUACGUAGCUGAUUCUGAGGACGAGGCGACCAAGAACUUCAAAGUCAGGCUGUUUACGAAGCGCUACUACAAGACCAAACACGGCACCUACGUUCCCACUCUGAGGGAGUACUGGAAGCCCGGGAUGACACGGCGGCACUUGUCGUCUCCUGGCAGCAAACGCAGAUGAUGAAAUGGAUUUUCCCCUGCCGAAUGUGGUGGUCACGUUACAACGGCUACAUUGACAGAAAACGCACCGACCGCUCGUUAUCCUUCUCUUGGUUUACGGCUUCACUGUAGUCGAAUCAGAUUUUAAUUUCAAUCGGUGACACGUUCAUUACGGAAAACAAACCCCCGGAAUGGCUUCAUCGUUUGAUUAUGGGCGCUAUCAUGCAAAGCAAACUUUGUGUUACGUUUGUAAAUUGUUAAUAAAGACGAGGACAUAUCUGGAAUGUCAUUCAUAAAUAUUUUUACCCCACGAUGUUAUAUGCUAAUGUUUUUGUUGAAGUCAUGUUUUGCAUGAGGAAUGUUUCAGUCACUGACUGUUGGACUCAGAUAAUAGAGGAUGAAGUCUCUUGAACUGCUCCUGCCUUUUCCUAUCAUUGCAUGAUCUUGCUUUUAAAGAAUUCCACCUUAUUUAAUAUUUCUCAUACUCUUGUUUUAAAUGCUUGUUUUGUUUUCGCUUGUAAAGCACUUUGAGCUGCAUUUUAUGUUAUUAAAGGUGCUAGAGAAAUAAAGUUGAUUUAUUUAAGGACUUAAACAUCAACCAGGAGCCUUGACUGAAGAUCACAGAUCACAAUUUAUUUAGAAAGUCAUCUUAU